Mauremys mutica (yellowpond turtle) is the source of this 1045-nucleotide messenger RNA. RefSeq names its product FKBP prolyl isomerase 1B (gene FKBP1B). NCBI's taxonomy places the organism in Eukaryota, Metazoa, Chordata, Testudines, Geoemydidae. Bases 159 to 503 code for a protein of 114 amino acids. Gene Ontology annotation, biological process: regulation of cardiac muscle contraction by regulation of the release of sequestered calcium ion. Gene Ontology annotation, molecular function: peptidyl-prolyl cis-trans isomerase activity. Gene Ontology annotation, cellular component: sarcoplasmic reticulum membrane. The record is from RefSeq and is a predicted model, not a curated record. The transcript has 5 exons.
CUCCUUUAUCAUUUUGGGUUUUCAUCUUCUCUUUACUCCCAACAAUAUAUCUAUAUAUUUAUGGGAAUAAGGCACCCAUAUUUAACUGCAGUAUUACAGGUUCUGUCUCACCAGGCCAAGAAGAGAGGAACUCAUUUGGAUCCUGGCUCCUUAGAGUCAUGUCUGCAGGACUGCCCGGAUGCCUGCCUCGGUCAGGAUUGGGCCCACAUUGUGGACGGACAUUUCCAAAGAAGGGUCAGACGUGCGUGGUACACUACACAGGGAUGCUACAGAAUGGAAAGAAGUUUGAUUCCUCCAGAGACCGAAACAAGCCUUUCAGGUUCAAGAUCGGCAGACAAGAAGUCAUUAAAGGAUUUGAGGAAGGAGCUGCACAGAUGAGCUUAGGACAAAGAGCAAAGCUGACCUGUACGCCUGACAUGGCGUAUGGAGCCACAGGCCAUCCUGGAGUCAUCCCUCCCAAUGCUACCCUCAUCUUCGACGUGGAGCUGCUCAGGUUAGAGUAAAGCCUUUCAUGGGAGCCGGGUGAAGACAUCUGCUGAUAAUCAUCCAUUCUUUCCCCCUUCCCUAUGGUAAGAGGAGGCUGCACUGGAAUCGCAAUCUUCCCUGCUUGAGCUGUCAUGCCAAUAGCGCCUGCCCUUAGGUUGUUUAUUCCUUUCCUUCUUUUUUAAAGUUGUUGUGUCCGUAUUUGUGUUCUAUUAGAAGCUUCUUUGCUCUGAGAAAAAUUUCCACCGUUGUAACAUUUUUGAGUUGUACAUUUCAUUUAAUUUGCAUGUGAUUAAAAUUCACAAUGAUAAUUAAAUAUAUAUAUAUAUAUAUAUAUAUUCCUUAUGGAAAAACCACUGCCUUACUGUACACAAACCAAGACAAACAAAAGGUGCUCAGAAAUCAAAUGUACAUCUCGUACAUGAAGGGGCAUUAGCCAAACGGAGUUACCUUCGCUGCCACUUUUUUCUCAACUCGUACGUGCUUGCUCACUGCUGUUUUAAACAAAUGUCUCAUUUGAAAAUUAAAAAAAAAUAUGGAAACAAUAAAAUCUUGAUACUUU